AUGGACAGUGGAUGCUCGAAGCACAUGACUGGGAGCGUCAAAAACUCCCUUUCACUCAAGGCACUUCAAGAUAAAGGUGUCUCAUUUGGCGAUGGAAAGAAGGGGCACAUCCUUGAAGUUGGCAGAGUUGGAAAGUCACUUGAAGAUUCCAUUGAAAAUGUUUACUAUGUGAGUGGGUUAAAACACAGUCUUCUCAGCGUCUCCCAGAUUUGUGACAAGGGAAACAAAGUCAAGUUUUAUUCCGACAAAUGCAUUGUAACCAGCCUAACUAACAAAAAGGUGAUCUUGAAGGCUAGAAGACGGAAAAACAUGUAUGUGACAGAUCUGGAAACAACUCAUGGAGACAAUCUGACAUGCCUCAGUGCUCAAAGUGAAAAUGCCAUUCUAUGGCAUAUGAGGCAAGGUCAUGUGAGCUCGUCUCUAUUGAACAAGCUUGUAUCUAGGGACCUGGUAUGUGGUUUGCCGAAAUUGAAGUUCAGUGAUGUCAAAGUGUGUGCGCAUGUGCCAAAGGGAAACAUACCAGAUCCUCAUUCAAACCAAAGAAGGAUCAGGUCCGACCAUGGAACCGAGUUUGAAAAUGCGAAGCUUGAUACAUUUUGUACUGAAAGUGGUAUUAAUCAUAACUUCUCAGCUCCUAGAACACCUCAACAAAAUAGUGUGGUGGAAAGGAAGAAUAGAACUCUGGUAGAUAUUGCCAGAACUAUGCUCAUCGAGUCUAAUCUUCCUCAAAACUUUUGGGCUGAAGCUGUCAAUACUGCGUGUUAUGUGACUAACAGAUGCUUGAUUAGGUCUCUCCUGAACAAAACUCCGUAUGAACUGCUCAACAAUAGGAAACCCAAGCUCAGUUACCUAAAAGCCUUUGGGUGCAAGUGCUAA
Solanum stenotomum is the source of this 876-nucleotide messenger RNA. RefSeq lists its product as uncharacterized. Lineage: Eukaryota; Viridiplantae; Streptophyta; Magnoliopsida; Solanales; Solanaceae. Gene Ontology annotation, molecular function: nucleic acid binding. The coding region runs from base 1 to 876 and encodes 291 amino acids. Gene Ontology annotation, biological process: DNA integration. The record is from RefSeq and is a predicted model, not a curated record. The transcript has 2 exons.